AUGGAGGGAUCGGCGACGGAGGGAAAUCACGGAGGCGAUCCCCGCGCCGAGCAUGCCGCAACCAAGGAGUCCGAGGCGGCGGCAACGCAACACCAUCUGACGCUGCUCCAGCCGACCGUGGUCGAAGUUUCUGCAGCCGUGCUGGAUAAGGACAAGGUGGGGGAGCACGAGUCGGUGGGGCUGGUCGGUGGCUCUCCACCUUCUGGUGGACGGGGGAGGCGUAGGCAGAGGAAGAGCGAUGGGGAGGACGAUUAUGACACCGCCGUGCCCGGGGACCUCAUUACGCGGGCGAAGAGGCGGCAGACGACAGGUAGUGCUGACGACGCCGGAGGCGCGGCAGUUGGGACACCGCGAGGCGCCAAGGAAGCUAGUGGCAAGGCGGGCGGUCAAGCAUUGCGCCAGAAGGGCCGACCCGCAGCAAGAAAAGCAUCCGGCGGAAGGAGAGGCAAGAAAGCAGCGACGGGAACAAAGCCGAAACGGGGCGAUGAAGACCCCGGUGAUGCGGAGGAGGAGGAGGAUAAGAAGGAGGAUGCGGAGGGAGAGGAGGAUGAAGAGGAAGCGGAGGAGGAUGACGCGGAUGUUGGGGAGGAUGAAAAAGAUGAGAAUGAUGGCGGGGAGGACGAAGAGGAGGAGGAGGAGGAGGAGGAGGAGGAGGAGGAGGAGGAGGAGGAGGAGGAGGAGGAGGAGGCAGAGGAGGAGGAGGAGGAGGAGGAGGAGGAGGAGGAGGAGGAGGCAGAGGAGGAGGAGGAGGAGGAGGAGGAGGAGGAGGAGGAGGAGGAGGAGGAGGAGGAGGAGGAGGAGGAGGAGCAGGGUGACGACGAGGAGGAGGAUGUGGAGGAGGAGGAGGAGGAGGAGGCAGCGGAGGAGGAGGAGGAGGAGGAGGAGGAGGAGGAGGAGGAGGAGGAGGAGGAGGAGGAGGAGGAGGAGGAGGAGGAGGAGGAGGAGGAGGAGGAGGAGGAGGAGGAGGAGGAGCAGGGUGACGACGAGGAGGAGGAUGUGGAGCAGGAGGAGGAGGAGGCAGCGGAGGAGGAGGAGGAGGAGGAGGAGGAGGAGGAGGAGGAGGAGGAGGAGGAGGAGGAGGAGGAGGAGGAGGAGGAGGAGGAGGAUGUGGCGCCAGCAUUGGGCCGCCCGUAA
Messenger RNA from Closterium sp. Naga37s-1, 1134 nucleotides. NCBI's taxonomy places the organism in Eukaryota, Viridiplantae, Streptophyta, Zygnematophyceae, Desmidiales, Closteriaceae. The record is from the annotation of a GenBank genome assembly.